Fusarium odoratissimum NRRL 54006 is the source of this 897-nucleotide messenger RNA. RefSeq lists its product as uncharacterized. The transcript has a single exon. Lineage: Eukaryota; Fungi; Ascomycota; Sordariomycetes; Hypocreales; Nectriaceae. The record is from RefSeq and is a predicted model, not a curated record. Bases 1 to 897 code for a protein of 298 amino acids. Gene Ontology annotation, molecular function: oxidoreductase activity, acting on paired donors, with incorporation or reduction of molecular oxygen; heme binding; monooxygenase activity.
AUGUCCUUCAAGCGCAUAGCACGAGACUGGAACGCCAAUAUGCGCAUGGUAGUCGACGUGCCGUACGACUUCGUCAAAAAGCAAAUCGCAAAGCAGUCUAAUCGACGAUCAUAUGUCUCUUCGCUUAUCAAGCAACAUGAUGGCGAUGUGGAUGAAGAGACCGAGGCCGCCAUUAAGCAAACCGCCGCUGUCAUGUACGCUGGAGGCGCUGAUACCACAGUCUCAUCCAUCCGUGGUUUUGUACUGGCUAUGUUGCUGUUCCCAGAGGUUCAGAGGAAGGCACAACAAGAGAUAGAUUCCGUUGUCGGUUCCGAUAGACUUCCCCAAUUCGACGAUCGGGAUAAUCUUCCUUACGUCGAUGCCUUGAUCAAGGAAACACUCCGAUGGAUCCCGGUAACCGCAAUGGGAGUAGUUCAUACAGCUGACGAGGAUAUUCACUAUAAGGAUUUCGUCAUCCCCAAGGGAGCAUCCUUCCUGCCAGCGACAUGGUGGUUCCUCCAUGAUCCAGCGAUCUAUUCAGACCCAUCUUCCUUCGAACCGGACAGAUAUCUGGAACCACGAAAUGAACCGCAUCCCAACUUUGCCUCAUUUGGUUUCGGUCGCAGAGUUUGUCCCGGCCGGUUCCUCGCCGAUGAGAGCCUGUUCAUCAGUAUUUCACGCCUCUUGUCGACGUUCGAUAUAAAAAAGGCUGUUGAUGGGCGUGGCAAUGAGAUUGAACCUCAGAUAAGUAUCACGCCGGGCAUGAUUUCUCAUAUUCGUGACUUCCCAUAUGACAUCAAGCCGAGGAGCGAGAAGUAUGCGGAUAUGAUUAGACAGGUUGAGGUUGAACAUCCAUGGGAGCAAGCCGAUGCUAAGUUUCUGGGCGAGGACCUGUCUAUGCAGUCGGCCAAAGUUUGA